CACAACAGUUUCUUCAUGGCGUCCCUUCAACAGUCAAGAAUUCAGUCAUAUCUGGAGACAAAUAGAAUCGGACCUUUGUUUGAGGAGUUGAUGACCAAAUUGAUAACUGAGACUCCCGACCAUCCAAUCCCUUUUCUCAUUGAUCACCUGCAGACCAAGCAAGGCAGCCCAGGCAAGCUGCACAGAGCUCUCUCUGGCUCCGCAGCACUGUGGGCGCAGAGCUCCCCAGAAAGCAAAAACCCUCGAAGGGAGAACAGCAACUAUGAGAAGUCGUGGCAAAUUCACCCAAAGAAACCCAAAAAGUCCAAGAGUGACCUGGCUGUUUCAAGUAUCUCUCCUCCCUCACCAGAAUCCAAGUCUUUGCCGCGGUCGAUGGAGUGCCCGUCCUGGGACUGGAGGGAGAGCCGUGACUUUGACGAGCUCAGCCACAUCCUGCAGGAGAGCAAGAAGCUGGGCAAGGCCCUGGAGAGCCUGUCACGCAGCAUCGCCGUCUCCGAUGAGCUCGACCAGAACUUGGGGGGCUAUAACUCGGCGGUGCGCCCCCGGGUGGUGGGGGAGUGGCUUGGACGGGAAGAAGAGGACUUGGACCCACUGGCCUCUGAGAUGCUGCACCCCCCCGUCCCUCGGGCCAAAACCGAAGUGUGCUGGAGUGGAGACAGCAGCCCUGCUGGCAGCCUGAAGAUGGAAACAAAGAGCAAAGGGCUGAAGGAGCAGCAGCAGCACCACAAGAAGCUCUUGGCUGCCAUGUUGUCCCAGGACUCCUUCGACUCGGUCCAUAGCCCCGCCCCCUCGGUCGCAGAGCAAGAGAUGGAGGACGAAGACGAUGCCAUGGAGCUACUGGAGGACUUGGAUGACCUGCGGAUGGAGGGUGUGACGGGCUUGGCUCCAUCCGGCAGUAAGUUCAGCCAGGGACGCAGCUCCUAUCAGCCUGAACCCCAGGCCAAAGUUACUCUCAACAUCUGCUCUCAGUGUGCCAGGUUGCAGGGCGACAGUCUAUCAGAUGGCAGAUCUGAAGAGGAGCACCGGUCUCGUAUAUCUGAGCAAGCCGUACCUGACAUCUCAUCUCCAUUGCCCGGGGUGGACACUGUGGCGGGACGGUUGCAGGAAUGCGAGGCCUUGUCUCAAGUGUCAGGCUCUAGCAAGCGAAGAAAGCACCUCUAG
Molecule: messenger RNA, 1161 nt
Organism: Pseudoliparis swirei
Lineage: Eukaryota; Metazoa; Chordata; Actinopteri; Perciformes; Liparidae
Gene: c16h8orf34
Product: chromosome 16 C8orf34 homolog
Exons: 11
Coding region: 16-1161 (381 amino acids)
Source: RefSeq, a predicted model, not a curated record